ACUCACUCGUGUUUUAACUAUGAACUGCUCCAUUUCCGGCGAGGUGCCGGAAGACCCAGUGGUGUCUAAGAAAUCCGGUCUUCUUUUUGAGAAGCGGUUAAUUGAGACGCACAUAGCGGAUUAUGGAAAAUGUCCAAUAACUGGAGAACCCCUUACGUUGGAUGAUCUUGUACCAAUCAAAACAGGCAAGAUAGUGAAGCCCAGACCAGUGCAGGCAGCUAGCAUCCCUGGCAUGCUUGGAAUGUUCCAAAAUGAAUGGGAUGGGUUGAUGCUAUCUAAUUUUGCAUUGGAGCAACAAUUGCACACAGCCAGGCAAGAGCUAAGUCAUGCUUUAUAUCAGCAUGAUGCUGCAUGUCGAGUGAUUGCAAGACUUAAAAAGGAACGAGAUGAAGCUAGGUCAUUGCUUGCAACAGCAGAAAGGCCAUUCCCAGUGUCAGCGAAUGCUAUACCGGCAAAUGUCUCUGGCUUGAGCAAUGGGAAAAGAGCUGCUGAAGAUGAUGAGAUGGCACAUGGUGGAAAGAAAAUGCAUCCUGGAAUAACUUCUGCAAUAAUUUCUGAGCUAACUGACUGCAAUGCUGCUCUUUCCCAGCAGAGGAAAAAGCGACAGAUUUCUACAACAUUGGCUCCUGUUGAAUCUAUAGAGGCUUAUACCCAGAUAUCUAGCCACCCCUUCCACAAAACAAACAAACCGGGCAUUACAUCUCUUGACAUCCUGUAUUCUAAGGACUUAAUUGCAACUGGCGGUAUUGAUAUGAAUGCUGUUAUUUUUGACAGACCAUCAGGACAAAUAUUAUCUACACUCAGUGGUCAUUCUAAAAAGGUAACCAGCGUAAAGUUUGUAGCUCAGGGCGAAUCGUUAUUAACCAGUUCAGCAGAUAAGACGGUUCGUGUGUGGCAAGGCUCGGAGGAUGGUAACUAUAACUGCAAACACAUCCUGAGGGAUCAUACAGCUGAGGUACAAGCUGUCACUGUCCAUGCCACCAAUAACUACUUUGUGACUGCUUCACUUGAUGGCACUUGGUGCUUUUAUGAUCUGUCUUCAGGAACAUGUCUGACUCAGGUUGCAGACACUUCAGGUUCUUCUGAAGGCUAUACUUCUGCAGCUUUUCAUCCUGAUGGGCUCAUUAUUGGAACUGGCACCACAGAUGCUCUUGUUAAGAUCUGGGAUGUAAAAAAUCAGUCAAAUGUUGCUAAAUUUGAUGGACAUACAGGAUCAGUAACUGCCAUAUCCUUCUCUGAGAAUGGGUACUUCCUUGCGACUGCAGCUCAUGAUGGUGUAAAGCUUUGGGAUCUACGCAAAUUAAAGAACUUCCGAAAUUUUGCUCCGUAUGACUCAGAAACUCCGACAAACUCAGUUGAGUUCGAUCACAGUGGAUCUUACCUUGCAGUUGCAGGCUCUGAUAUCAGGAUUUACCAAGUCGCAAAUGUGAAAUCUGAAUGGAACUGUAUCAAAACUUUCCCAGAUUUAUCUGGAACAGGGAAAGUCACCUGUGUAAAAUUUGGUCCAGAUUCAAAAUACAUAGCAGUGGGGUCAAUGGAUCGGAAUCUUCGAAUAUUUGGCCAACCUAGUGAAGAUACUCCAACCGAGUCGUAAGCUGCUGUGGUGACCACAGCCCGAAUUGUAUUUAGUUCAUGAGUGACAGUUGCUGCAUGCUAUUGAUGCCUUGGUCUAAUUGCAUGGAUGAGAAAAAUUGUAUCAGUUUUUACUUUUUGAGCUUUAGUGUUGGUCCUUGAUAUGCCCAUAUGGGGGUAUGGGAUGGGGCAAAUGUAGUUUCAGGCUUGAUGCACCAACAUUACCUCUGCCUUGCCCUGGAAUACCUAGAGGACUAAGUUGCAAUUUUUGCCAUGUCAUCGAAACCUAAUGCAUAUGUUGAAUAUUGGGUUAAUGGUCAAAUUGGUCCCAAAAGAUCGCACGAUUGUCAUUUUCGUUCCCGAAUAAUUUUUUUUUAA
Arachis ipaensis is the source of this 1950-nucleotide messenger RNA. RefSeq names its product pre-mRNA-processing factor 19. The record is from RefSeq and is a predicted model, not a curated record. Gene Ontology annotation, biological process: mRNA splicing, via spliceosome; DNA repair; protein ubiquitination. Gene Ontology annotation, cellular component: cytoplasm; Prp19 complex; U2-type catalytic step 1 spliceosome. NCBI's taxonomy places the organism in Eukaryota, Viridiplantae, Streptophyta, Magnoliopsida, Fabales, Fabaceae. Gene Ontology annotation, molecular function: ubiquitin protein ligase activity; protein binding.